GGAGAAGCGGCCGCAGCCGCAGCCGCCUCAGAGCUCCGAGGAGCUGGAGGAUUUGCACAAGCUGCUACACUUCCCCGAGGAGGUGGCGAUCAGGUUGUCCGAGUCCGAGUACCAGUUGUUCUACCAGGUCCCGCCGAGCGAGUACCUCCGACACGUAGCCCAGGACGUGAGCACACCUCGCAAAAGCCCGCGACCCCCCGCGUCACCUGGCUGCACCCCGAGCACCGCCAACACUGCGACGCAAACCGAGGGUGGGGAGUGGGGGGGACUGGCACCCGUCUUCUCGUCUGUGCAGACCCUCAUCAACCGCUUUAAUGAGGUGAGCUCAUGGGUAACCAACGCUGUAACGAAUGGCGUCACCGUCGAAGAAAGACAGGCGGUACUGUCCUGCCUUCUACGGGUCGCUCAGACAUGCUGGAAUACGGGAAACUUUAACUCGGCGAUGGAAAUCAUAGCCGGACUCAAAUCAAACAAGUUAAAACCAUUCUGGCAGAGCGUGAACGAGCCGUUGCCAAUCUUGGAAGAUCUCUCCACCGCUCUCCUCUCUUCCAAGUAUGAAGAAGCUCUGGCCCGAGCCCUGGCGAUGCCGGAGUGUCCGGUGGUGCCAUUUUUCGGAGCGUUCCUCAGGGAGCUGCGCGAGGCUCUGGCCGCCGAGACGAAGUACAAGGCUGGGUCGGAGCCGAAAGAGGAGAGUUUGUAUGCUAGCAGUAACAAGGGUGAGCCCCUUGAACAUGUGCCUUCAUCCUCGCCUGGCGCGAGGAUCAGUGUGGAGAGUAAUGCGGAGGCACCCGCGGGGUGGAGUUCGACGAGUAGUUCGGCAAAGUUCCGCCUUGAAGUGGUCGACGACACCCAGGCAGUGCUGGACAAGGUGGGGCUCUUCCACCAGCACCAUCACGCCCGGGGAAAGGACGCGACGACGAGCUCGCUCCACCGGACCCUGAGCAUUCACACGACGGCCCUGGAGCAGGCCUACAUGACGGAGGAGUGCGACGAGAACGACUACCACCUGGACCUGGACACCUACCAGCCGGUUCAGCCGCUGGCGAACGAUCACGGGGUGGCGAUUUUCCCGGUCGGAGCUCCCCACGCCGGGAUGAAUCACCACGUCCUCCAGAUCCUGCACCACGGAACGACCUUGGUCCACUGGGACUGCGACGGAGGAACGUCGAGGACGGCGUUGGUUUACGCCCGCGUCGACCGCGCCUGUGGCACCUUCACCUGGGAGAAACCGACCUGGAGUCCCCUGAAGACCGCAUCCCUCGGGACUACGGUCACCGAGUUCUCGCUCUUCGUCAAUCCCGAGGAGUCACUUCCGGCGGGGCUAACGACCAAGUACGCGGCCCGACUUCCGGACUGCGCCGCGGUCACCCUCGAGGACGGAUACCUGGACCUCAGCUCCGUCAAGGAGAUUAUGAUCGGAUGCUGCGACCGCGACCGCGACUCCGACCUCAGGGCCAUCUGCAAAAGGUACGGACUCCCGGGUUCCGAUUCCUGCAUUGGCCUGAUGUACGGUACCAGCCUUUCCGACAACCGGCUCAUCUUUCUGCUCUGUCCGCCCGCCCUGAACAAAAUUUGGUACAUGGGAUUGUGCUGGAUACUUCGGGGCUUGAAACGUCAGCAACAACUCACCGAUCGAAGAUCACGAUGGCUGAAGGAGAAAUUCCUUCAGCUGUAUUUCGAGGAGCCGGGAAUAAUGCCGGUCACUGCUGACGCGAUUCGCGUUUUCGGCGGACGUGAUUGGGCCUUGACGGACAGCAUCGGCACGCUCUCACCGACCGGAAGUGCCACGAUGCGCCGCCGAAACGUGAAGGGAAAGAAGACGAAAUCCAUCGGAAACAUCCACGCGCUGACUAAGGAGCUGAGCUUCAAGCAGUACGAUUCCUCGUCGUCGGACGGAGGUUUAACCACGGCGCCGUUGCGACACAUCGCCGGCAGCAGGGAAUCCCUGACAAGGAUAAUCCCGGCAUCCCCACGGUCAAGCAGGGAGAGAAUGCCGCCGCGUAGUCCCCCGGGAUCCGCGGAGAGGAUCGUCACCUCCAACCUUCCGUAUUCCAGCCUGCAAAGUCUUUUGUGUGUUGCCAGAGACAAAGACAGGAACGGAUCGAGCGGACUGAGCGAAGCAUCCCAGGCGCCGUGCCACGUGAAAGCGAGGGCGAAUGCGAUAAUGUACGAAACGCAGCUGAACUUCGUUGAAUUCGUAGCGUUGUUUCGAUCGUUCAGUCUUCGGGCCCGAAAGGACCUCCGGGAUCUCUUUGGACAGCUGGCAAUCACUCGUCGGAGUCAGAGCGACGGAUCUCUUCGCGACUUUAACGCUCGUCCGUCGGUUUUGAGGCAGGCAAGCGAUUCGACUCCGCAGCGUAUCGGCCUGCUAACGCGAAAUAACUCAAUCGAUUGCCACGAGUACAAGACCAGCAGCAAUUUACAAAACAAGCAAAUAUUCGACGCAAUCGCGGCUACCAGUAUCGUCAACAAUUGUUCCGGAGUUGAUACGUCGAAGUCGCAAGUCAUCACACUCACCACCUUUACAAAGUUUCUCGAAUCACGCCAACAGGAGAAGCUCACCGACGACGAAAUCAAAGCGCUUGUCAAGAGACACGAACCAGACCCCGCGCUACGGACCCAAAUGUGUUUAUCCUUUGAGGGAUUUGCUCGGUACAUGAUGGACAAGGACAACUACGCCUUCGCAAACGAGUACGCGGCUCCAGUUGAAACCGAAAUGCAGCAGCCCUUGUCCCAGUACUACAUCGCAAGUUCGCACAACACCUACCUGACGGGUCACCAACUCAAAGGCGAAUCGUCCGUGCAGCUUUACUCACAGGUCCUGCUGACCGGAUGUCGUUGCGUCGAGCUGGACUGCUGGGACGGAGACGACGGUUCCCCGUUAAUUUACCACGGGCACACAUUCACCACGAAAAUCCCUUUUCGGCUGGUCGUUGAAGCGAUCGACAGAAGUGCCUUCGUCAGCUCUCCUUACCCGGUCAUUCUCUCCUUGGAGAAUCAUUGUUCCCAGAGUCAACAGGCUCGGAUGGCUCAAAUCUUCCAGUCGGUAUUCGGGGACAAACUCGUGACGAAAUUUCUGUACGAUUCGGAUUUCGGUGAGGAUCCUCAGCUGCCGUCGCCCUCCCAGCUUCGCUACAGGAUUCUAAUAAAGAACAAAAAGCUUGUCGUCGAUCCAGGCGGGCCUCUGCCUCACGUGCCUCUCGGCCAUCGCGGUAAAAUGCUCAUGUCCGACAGAGCCUCGUCCAUGAAGCAGAUGCGAACCGACAACAACGUCACUCAUCCCGAAGCCGAUUACUACAGCGAAGACGAGGACGACGAGGACGACGAGGACGACGACGACAACGUCGACGACAAUUCGAUCUCAGGAGGCAGUCAGAAGUCAGAUCACGUUCGUCUCAAGUCGGACACGGCGGUGGAUGACAAAUCGCAGAAGCAGAGCAGUCAGAUAGCAAAAGAACUCUCGGACCUGGUGGUGUACCUCCAGGCGAUCAAAUUCCGGGGCCUUAACACGAACCCGGGACCAGGAGUGCCGGUGCGAGUGCGUCACCCAGGUCAAACGGGCCCGAUCCAGCGUCACAGCAUAGCGGGAAUCGGGACCAGCGGGACCCCGGCUUCUUCCGGAUCCCCGCAGUCCCUGUCGACCUCGGCCUCGCUGGCCAGCGGCGGGAACAACAUCGAAACGCUGUUCCGGUCGACCCGCGGCGUUCCGGCCUGCUUUCAGUGUUCGUCGCUCAACGAGAGCGCGGCGAAGAAGAUAUGCCGGAAACAGCCUCUGGGCGUUGUGGCGCACGCCGAGACCCAGCUGAUUCGAACCUACCCGGCGGGCAUGAGGAUCGACUCGUCGAACUUCAAUCCGGUGAUAUUCUGGGCGUUCGGUAUCCAGAUGGUGGCGCUGAACUACCAGACGGACGACGCCGCGCUUCACCUCAACGCCACGAUGUUCGAGCAGAACGGGCAGUGCGGGUACGUCAGGAAGCCGUCGGUCAUGUGGGACAAGGGGCACAUGAUGUACAGGCGAUUCAACCCCUGGGACAAGGAGUUCGACGGUCUUCACUCGGCGCACUUGACCCUCUCGAUAGUGUCCGGACAGUACGUCUCGCCGACUAAUCUCCUUUCCAGCACCUUCGUGGAGAUAGAACUCGUCGGUAUACCGAUAGACUGCGCCAAGCACAAGACAAAGGCGAUACAGAACAACGCCCUGAACCCGAUAUGGAACGAGAAGUUCUGCUACCAAGUCAUGUUCAAGGACCUCGCCUUCCUCAGGUUCAGCAUCGUCGACGCGAGCUCGCACCAUCUCAUUGCUCAGCGGGUCCUACCUCUCAAGUGCCUCAGGCCGGGCUACAGGCACGUCAGACUCCGAUCCUGCAAGAACAAGCCCCUCGCCCUCUCGACCCUCUUCAUAUACUCCCGGCUGGAGGAGGAGAGCCUGGACUACGACGACACCUGCUGCCGCGAGCACAAGGAGCCGAAGAGGGGCCCGUCAACCUCUGGCAAAGAGACGGAGAAGCUGGUCAGCGUGGACCCCGUAUUGGGCGGGGUCACCCUGAAGCGACGGAUGUUCUUCCUCAUGGUGUACCAUGUCAUACCCGAAGAGCCUUACACCAUUCUUAAGGUGACGCAGGAGAGCACGACUCAGGAAGUGAUGCUGCAGGCCCUGCAGAGGGCCGGCAUAUCAGCCGAGCACGUCGACGAGUACAUUCUGGUCGAGGAGGUAUCCAGGGGUUGGGAGAAGCGGGAGAGGGAGGAGCUGCCGACGCAGAGGGUCCUCGACCCCUCGGAGCACCCGCUGCAGGCCCAGGGCCUCUGGAAGGGCCAGGGUAGGUUCCUCCUGAAACGCGUCGGUGACGAUCCGAGCAGCCGGGCGUGGCUGGCCUCGAUAAGAAGCACGGCGGCGCACUCGAGGCUGAACGACACUUCGCCGAGGGAGAAGAGCACCCACAUCUGGGACGAGGCGGACACCUUCCUCGUCUGCAUCUACAACGUAUCCCCGGAGAUUCCCUACGCCAUACUUCGGGUCCCGGUUAGCAGCUCGGCCCAGGACGUCCUGGCCCAGGCCUUGGUCAAGGCGAGGCGGAUGGAGGACCCGAUCAAGUUCGCCCUCGUCGAGGAGCUAGAGUGGGGCGGGGUUGGCGCGGUGGGGAGCGGAAAUCGGCAGCAGCGGGUCCUCCGCGACGAUGAGAACGUCUACAGCACCCAGGCUCUUUGGAAGACCCUGGGUAGGUUCAUUCUUCGGGAACGAGAACAGGUUCUGCCGAGACGGCACCUGCUUCCGGCGACCCUCGACAGGUUGAGCAAGGGGUUUUCGGUCGGUAGGUCGGUGUCUCUUCCGGGAUCCGGAAAGGAGAAGGUCCCCGUCGCAGAGGCCCUGUCCGAUCCGACAUCGAGGGGUCUUCGGCAUCGGCUUCUGCUGUCGGGCCGCAGAAGGGAGGUUCACUCCGACGGCGAGGAAUCACGCGAAUCCGACAUACUCAACGCCGCGUUGCAUCUGAAGAAGGUCUCGCUGAGGAAGUUUCGCGUUUGGAAAUCCUAGCUAACAAGUUACACGAGGAACGUAUUCCUCGAUAUGUCGUUAUAAUGAAAAUUGGAAACAAAAUUUAUAUACGCAUAAUAUAAUAUUAUACACAACGACGAAUCGGCAAAAGUGCCUCGUCGUCGUCUUCUUGUUCUUCUUCUUUCUUCGAGUCAUCUUUACACAGUCUGUACACAUUGCGUUUGUACGAACCUAAUUCCGAGCUAAAGGGAAACAGAGAAUAAGAAAAAAACAACGCGUGUACAACCGACCAGACAUUUUUCUGUACAUACCAUAUGUGUUUUAAAAAACAAAAAAAAAAAAUAUAUAUAUAUAUAUAUGUAAUCACGACAUAUUAAAUACAAUACUGCGACAGUGGCUUAAAUAGAUGUGCAUAUUUCGAGCAAAAAAAAAAAAAAAAGAAAGUCCAAGAUACAAGCAAUAAAUAUAACGUAUCCCUUUUCCUUUACCGCUGGUGACGGACUCGGGAAAGUGGAAGAUAGAGUGAAAAAAAUAAAACAAAAAAAAAUUAGGGAGUAAAAAAGAAAAAGCAAUUAAGCAGAGAUUUCGCAAACCUCAUCUUUCCCAUCAACCCCCAGAAAAGACGCUUUGGUUUCUCAUUUAUAUACGUAACGAAUAAGGUAGUUAAAAAAAUAUCAGUCAAAUAUCGUGAUUUAUGAAUUGCGGUAAAACGAACUACUGUUAGACAUAAGAGUCUAUUGUUAGAUCACUUGAGAAUUUUUCUUACUUGUACUAUAAAGUUUUCCACCGUCUUCAGGGUACCGUAAAAUCUCCAGAGAACACAGAAACAAUGUUUCGUUUGCCACUUUGGACCAAACUCAAAGUCUAAGUGUUAAUUAAUAUGCAAUAAAAGUGUGCAAAUGCAUUUUCAAUUUCUUAAAAAUUAACGUAUCCCAUUUUUGAACGAAUAUUCACCGUCUAAUAACUGUGAAAUGUUUUUUCUAUGAUGGUUACAACGUAAAUGAACAGAGCAUCAAAAAUUUUGAUAAUUUAAUGUGCUAUUGAAUAAUCACGACGCUUGAAGUAAUUUACAAACAUCUGAGUUCGAGAGUGAGAGAGCGAAUACCCUGAUACUGAAAUGUUUGAAUAGAAAAAACAAUUAUUUAAAAUAUGCGGCAUUUUCCAUCGCAUACAUAUAUAGAAUCCGUUAAUAAUUCACUUAAAUUAAUAAUUAGGACCGGGCGUCUGAUAAUCCAAACUUAAGAAAAGAGAUUGAAAAAGGGAAAAGGAGUUAAAAUAAUUCAACGGAUAUCCAGACGUACCGAAUUGAAAAUUGUACACUUAACAAUACGUGUAAGAAUAAGUACCUAAAUAAUUAAUCUUUCAUUACAUUUGCCGAUAGUUCAUGAUUAUAUGGUUACAUAAUAGCGCAGAUAAAGUGAAUACAUUGGUUGUCUCUUUUUAGUUCAGAUAUGUUUCUGACAAAAACAAAAAACAAAAAAAAAAAAAAUUAACCGCGUGAUACAAUUGAACUCUGCUAAGCCCAAAAACUCAUUAUAUUCCCUACUAAAU
This is a messenger RNA of Neodiprion fabricii, 7042 nucleotides long. Its product is annotated as 1-phosphatidylinositol 4,5-bisphosphate phosphodiesterase epsilon-1-like. Gene Ontology annotation, molecular function: phosphatidylinositol-4,5-bisphosphate phospholipase C activity; guanyl-nucleotide exchange factor activity. The record is from RefSeq and is a predicted model, not a curated record. Lineage: Eukaryota; Metazoa; Arthropoda; Insecta; Hymenoptera; Diprionidae. Bases 443 to 5530 code for a protein of 1695 amino acids. The transcript is spliced from 13 exons. Gene Ontology annotation, biological process: phosphatidylinositol-mediated signaling; small GTPase-mediated signal transduction; lipid metabolic process.